Molecule: messenger RNA, 969 nt
Organism: Fulvia fulva
Lineage: Eukaryota; Fungi; Ascomycota; Dothideomycetes; Mycosphaerellales; Mycosphaerellaceae
Exons: 2
Coding region: 1-969 (322 amino acids)
Source: RefSeq, a predicted model, not a curated record
AUGGCCACCCCAACAAACCUCCCCGGCGGCCUAAUCUUCUGGCUCUACAUCCUGCUCGCCCUCUUAUUCACCACUCUCCUCCUCACCACCAUCAUCCGCCAACUCUCCCCACCCCCAAACACCACCACCCAUGUCGCCAUCUUCUCCCUUCUGGCCAUCGCCAGCUUCGCGACCUUGUCCGUCAACAUGCUCCACGUGCUGAUCCAGUCCUACAUCCUCUGGAGCGCACAGACGAGCACGAUAGGAUUGUUGCGAGCCCCGAUAUCGCUGGCGAAGGUCUGGCAGUGGUCGGUGCGUUCGACGUUGUUUCGGGAUUUCGGGGAGGCGAUCGUGGCGGAUGAGGUCAGGUAUCUGUGGGUGUCGUGGGAGUUGUUGGGGACGUUGUCGAUUUGUUUGUAUAUGGGGGCUGAAGGCGUACGACGACGAGUCCCCAGGCUGUGGGCUUUCUUCGCCGUGGCACAGAUCCUACCUAUAUCGUUCACGCAGAACCUCUUCUACGUUGCUGCGUUACGCUCGCCGGCAACUACUGGAGCCGACGCUAGACUGUCGCGCAAUAUCAGCCUGCGAGCAAUAGCGGCAUAUUGUGUCUGCCUCGCUAUUGCACCUUACACGGCUGGUGGACCUUACCUAAUCCCCGUCAUUCUGUUUGCUCGAAUGAUGCUGUUCGUGCCACUCGCAUUGGCACAGAACAGCAGUCAGAGCACGAGCGAGAAAGGCAGGACCUUCUUCACGCACCAGCUAGCGCAACAAGCGGUUGCACUCUUCGCCAUUGCAUUGACAGCGAAGCAGGCGUAUCUGGUGUACCAGUCAAGAGCGACAAUAUCAGAGAUCUGGCAAGCAUUGUUCAGCCAUCCAGCAGUCACAGCUCUCGGUGUGGACUUCUUGCUAAGUGCGGUCAGCUUUGUGGUCUGGACACUCUCGCAAAAGGCUAUUAGAGACGGCACGCUUCAGGAGAAGAAAGCUUCAUGA